AUGCUUUUCUCUUGUCUGCUCACUUGGAAGGUCUUGGCCUCACGCCUGACUCGAGCCAAGUCCGCGCCGCGUUUCUCGUUUUGCAAGGAGAGGCGCGUUGACAAUGAGGAUUGCCUCAAGGGCCUGUCUCCGAAGUACCUGAAGGACAUCAGUGAACUGGGACCUGGUCAGUACCGUCUGAUGAAGAUCGGAAUCGGCAGCAAUUCGGUCGUGAAAGCCACAGCGCCCUCAUAUUCCAUAUGA
Symbiodinium sp. CCMP2592 is the source of this 243-nucleotide messenger RNA. Lineage: Eukaryota; Dinophyceae; Suessiales; Symbiodiniaceae. The record is from the annotation of a GenBank genome assembly.